GAAAUUGUCCAAUAGAAACUCUUGUUUUUUGUUGUAGACUGCAGACAGAAAAACAAGACAGAGACACCUCAGCAAGUUAAAUUGAACUGAACUCUCCCUCCAUCCAGACAGAAACACCUCGUCAAGUUAUAUUGAACUCUCCGUCCUCCACCUGAACCAUGUCUGGAAAUAAGAAAGGAUGCUCCACCACCUCUCAGAAGCACCGUAACUUUGUCUCUGAGCCGAUGGGAAACCGGUCUGUGAGGGACGUACCCGGGAUCGGACCUGUACAGGGCCGCAGGCUAGAGGAGCAGGGCAUUAACAGAGCUGACCAGAUGUUGGGCCAGUACCUGGUGAGUGGUCGGGACCAGGGCCGGUUCCAGGGCUAUCUGAAAAAUACCACAGGGGCCAACGCCAAGCAACAGAGUGACGUCUACAAUGGAAUGAGAGACUGGACCGACAACAAUAUGUAGAGGAGAGCAUUCACUCACUAUCUCUGCUCCUUUCUGCUUUUCUUCUCCCUAAUUAAGAUUCUUCAGACCUACCUAGGUCAACUUUCAUCUAAAGCACAUCAGCUGAUGGACGUAAUGUAUUGAUAAGUAAUAUUGAGUAAUGAUAAAGUUGAUAGUUGUUUAUAAGACACUACACUUCCUUCUGUUCUUCUUGUCUUGUUCUUCAACUGGGACCCUGGACCCUGUCCCCAGGUUAAAGUGAUAGUUUCGGAUGCAUUCUGUUUUGGAAUAAAUCUGGAAUUCACUUUG
Molecule: messenger RNA, 740 nt
Organism: Oncorhynchus masou masou (cherry salmon)
Lineage: Eukaryota; Metazoa; Chordata; Actinopteri; Salmoniformes; Salmonidae
Product: barrier-to-autointegration factor-like
Exons: 3
Coding region: 159-452 (97 amino acids)
Molecular function (GO): DNA binding
Source: RefSeq, a predicted model, not a curated record